GCCCCUUCCUGCCUCCCUCCAAGCCGGGGCGGUUUCGCCGAAACCCUCGCGCCCCGGGCGGGUCCGAGGGCAGAGCGAGGGCGGGGCGGAGCGGGAAGGCCGCGGAGCCGGAGGGGGCGGGACCCACCGCGCGCGCGGGGCUUGGACGCCCAAGGGGUUUCCAGCGACGAGGGCGUCCUUCCUCCUUCCCCGCAGCGGCCAUACAGGCCACCCGAGCCCUCAUGGUGGUGUCCCUGGUGCUGGGCUUCCUGGCCAUGUUCGUGGCCACGAUGGGCAUGAAGUGUACAAGCUGCGGGGGCGACGACAAGGUGAAGAAGGCCCGGAUAGCCAUGACCGGAGGCAUCAUUUUCAUCGUGGCAGGUCUUGCUGCAUUGACAGCUUGCUCGUGGUAUGGCCACCAGAUUGUCACAGACUUUUAUAACCCGUUGGUCCCCAUGAAUGUGAAGUACGAGUUCGGUCCCGCCAUCUUCAUUGGCUGGGCCGGGUCUGCCCUGGUCAUCCUGGGGGGUGCGCUGCUCUCUUGCUCCUGUCCCGGGAGUGAGAGCAAAUCUGGGUACCGC
Suricata suricatta (meerkat) is the source of this 560-nucleotide messenger RNA. Its product is annotated as claudin-7-like. Gene Ontology annotation, cellular component: bicellular tight junction; plasma membrane. The record is from RefSeq and is a predicted model, not a curated record. Gene Ontology annotation, biological process: bicellular tight junction assembly; cell adhesion. Lineage: Eukaryota; Metazoa; Chordata; Mammalia; Carnivora; Herpestidae. Gene Ontology annotation, molecular function: structural molecule activity. The transcript has 3 exons. The annotation marks the transcript as partial.